AUGAGCGAACAAUGCGCAAGUCAAUUUCAAAUUGAUCUCUAUUCAACACCUUUUUAUUUUGUCAUUACUCAGGUUAAUCUAACUGUUGUUCUUCUCUCAAUUAUUGUUGCUUAUUUGGCUGUGAGAGAACUUUAUUCACAAUCAAUUAUUAAUUCAACUCCGAGGUUAUUUUUGACGAUUGAUGUUGUUUAUGCGAUGAUUCAUCAAUUUUCGUAUUUUUAUAUCAAGGUUGGUUUUUGGGCCACAAGGUUUAAACAUUUUUUGAAACAGUGAAAAAUUAUUUUAGACUUUUCGUGAAAUUUUAUUUCCUAUCGCUCUAAUUAACAUCCCAUCAAAUCAAGAAAUUAUUUUUGUCGUAAUUUGAAACAGUGAAAAAUUUUUUUAAAUGAAGCCAUUUUUUAAAUCUAUAAGGGUUUUAGCCUAAGAUUUAUCCUCAGAAGUUCAAGUUUUUAGAAUCCAUUUUUUUUCCUUCAGAAAUUUGUGAAAUUUGGACCAUAUUGCCUAAGAAAACUUCUCAAGAAAUCAAAAAUAAUUUUCACUAUAAUUUGAAACAGUGAGAAAUUUUUUCCAUGAUUUCUGCAAAAAAGUUCUUAUUUUUGUUUUUCCAAUUUUAUUGUUAGUCCAAUUUAAUUUAGAAAAUUGUUAUUUUCGCGGGCGCUUUAAAUUGUGAAUAAAAAAUAAAUAUCUCGAUAAAAUUGUGAACAUUAAAUAGAAAAAAUUACAAAAAAAACCGGAAAUCCAAAUUUUUUAAUUUUUUUCAGAUCGACCUAACCUACAAGAUCCUGUUCAAAUUGGACAAGCCAUGUGAACUUCUAAUCUCAGUUUAUGAUUGUCGAUUUGUUAGUCGUGGCUUUAUAAUGGGAAGUUCUGGUCUAACAUUAGUUCAAACAGCAAUGACUUUUGAUCGAUUAUUUGCAACUUGUUAUCCAAAAAUUCAUAAAAAACAAAAACGAGCGAUUGGAUCGAUUUUUACUUUUUUUAUUGUAAGUUUUAGAUUUUAUGGGGGAUGGAAAAAAAUAAUUAAUUUUAUAAUAUCGGAAGCUACAUAAGAAAAUUUUGAAACAGUGAAGUUUUUUUUUGAAACCACACAUUUUAACGAUUUUUUUUUGGAAUUCUAGAACGAAAUAUUGAAAAAUCAAGAAAAAUUCAUGAAAAUUUUGAAACAGUGAAUUUAUAAAAAUUGAAAUCGUGAGAUAUUCCUGACCAAUAAAUUAUUUUAUGAAACCAAACUUUUCAAGGAAUUUUGAAACAGUGAAGUUUUUAGAUUUUAUUUAUUGUGAAACCACAGAUUUUAAUGAUUUUUUUUGGAAAGUUGAAAACAAUACAACAACUUUGAAACAGUGAAAAAUUGAAAUUUUCAUCUUCAGAUUUCGAACACAAAUUCAGAUCGAGUACACAUUGCGAAAUCAAAAAUUCAAGAAAAAUUGAAACAUAUUUGAAACAGUGAAUUUUUAAAAUAAAAGUAUCGGUGUCAAAAAAAUCACCAAAAAAAUUGCAGAAUAAUUUUUCAAUCACAAAAUUCACUGUUUCACAAUUUCCUUCAGAUCCUCGCAAGUUGGUUCACUUGGGAUCUUCUAACCAUCAACGAUCCUUUGAACGACUACAUUCAAAAUUGCGGAUAUUUCCCUCCAAAAUCCCAAAACAAUUUCGACACAUUAUUAAUCGUCUCAUUUUUCAUAGCUGUCUUCAAUUUUAUAAUCAACAUAAUUAAUUUGAAAAUUCAAUUGUUAAAAGCAGAAAAAUAUCAGUGAGUUAGCCUAACUCGAUUAUAUUUUCUAUUUUCCAUUUUCCACGUGUAAAAUCUUGCAGUAAACAAUUCAACAUGUUGAAAAGAUACAAUGCUAUGGAGAACACAAAAAAUGCGCAGGCUAUAACACUUUUAUCAACCGGCCAAAUAUUUGGAAUUGGGUUAUGGAAUGGGUCAACUUAUAUUUUGCGGACUUAUAAGAAGUCAUUGACACCUUUUCAGUAUGCUCUUCUUUUAACCAGUUUUUAUGUGAGUUAGCUUAACAAUUCUGGAAAAAAUCCAGAAUUUUCCAGAUUCCCCCAUACGUCUGCUUAUUCCUCCCACUUUUGAUGAUAAUUAUUUUGCGAAGAAUUCGAGAGCAUCGAUCAAAAGUCAUCAAAUCACUGAGAAAUCAGAAAGAAACUCAAGAUGAAUAUAUGGAUAAAAUGAGAAAAGUUUGGAGUUGA
Molecule: messenger RNA, 2193 nt
Organism: Caenorhabditis angaria
Lineage: Eukaryota; Metazoa; Nematoda; Chromadorea; Rhabditida; Rhabditidae
Source: the annotation of a GenBank genome assembly